Messenger RNA from Spirometra erinaceieuropaei, 15260 nucleotides. NCBI's taxonomy places the organism in Eukaryota, Metazoa, Platyhelminthes, Cestoda, Diphyllobothriidea, Diphyllobothriidae. The record is from the annotation of a GenBank genome assembly.
AUGAAUGACGCAGCAUCGGCCUGGCAGACAACUGGCAGUGAUUUCGGACGGAACCUGGAUAAGUUGGGACGCAAACGACCAAUGAGACGCAGUGAUGAGUGGUCCUUUGCUUUCCCCGGCGAACCCUUGAAAACGGGCACGACUUACAGAAACGAAUUCAAAACGCCUUUGAAUAGUAUGUCUCUUCAUUUUUUUACAAGUUUUGUUAUUAUGGUAAUUCCUAAGGGAGUGCAAAGGCAGGAGACUGCAGAUAAGACGCCUAAGUAUGCAUAUAGGCCAUGCAACGAAAAUGCGAAUGUGCGGAUUAUAAAAGGCUAUGAAAAUUUUGCAUGGUGUCCACAUGUAGUACUGCUCUCAGCAAUGCCUGUCAGGAUGAAAAGCCGACAGUACUCUGGUAAAUGAAAAAUCCCACUACGGUUUGCUCAAAUGAUUCGAAUUCCGAAAGGAUGUUGAUGCCAUACUUAACCGAUGUUUCUUGUGUUACAUCUGGCGUGACACCCUGACCAUGAAGGAGAAAGUGCAAAUACAGAUAUCGGCUAAAACUUUGGCUAGAUUUACAGUUUUUUUAUUAUGAUAACUGUUGUCCUUGAUCGGUGGGAUUUCUGAGCUUCCUUAUAAUGGCAUCAGUAGGUAGUAUCUGGGAAUUUUGUCGGAAUCUGCCGUAUUCUACAGGCUUUUUUAGGAAUAUGUUAGCGAAACGAGUAAAUCGCAAAAAAUAUAUCCAACAAACCAAGGACUGGCAUACAUUUUAUUCUGUAUUUCAGCGAGUUGAUCUGAACACUCAUGUUUGCACAAAUAUUAAAGACAUUAAAGUUUUAUUCUAAGUUCUUGGGUAAAAAUAGAGUUAUGAGUGGGAAAUCGCCUCAAGCCAAGAAAAAUAUACAAGAAUUUGUAGGUUGGAAAUUAACAACUAGAAAAUAAUGAAGAAGCAGACAUGAUCGCUGAGACAGGAGUUUAUUCGCCUGAUGUUUCGACGGGCCUGUAAAGCCACCUGCGCAACCGGUGCAUGCGCAAAAGGAACGAAAGGCCAGACCACACGGACCCCAAAUUUUGGCGAACGCUUCCGAAUGUAAAGAACUUUUUGGACGCUGUCGAUCGCCUUUCCGCACUACAUGGGGUUGGAGUUGCACACGGGCCGGAGGUAACCAUCAAGCUUCAGGUAAUGAGACGGAAAGAUCUAUUGCCAUGGUCGGGAACGUCUGGAGUCGUUCAUCGGAUCUGUUGCAGUUGUGGACAAAGCAACUACACCGGAGAGACUGGAAGACUGCUCAGAAAGCGAAUGGGCGGACACGAGGCAGCAGCUCCCAAGUCGCGACUCAUGCGACAAGAUCCGGCCAAACGCACGAAUUUGACGAGACAGAAACCCUCGCUAGAAGUGGCAACCGCGUGAGCCGCGAGCUGCUUCAGCCAUGGUUUACUGGCCCCUAGUCUAUUAACAAAUGCAACGACCCUCCCAUUUAAUACUUUGUGCUGGGACUUCGACAAGGCAGAGUGAUUAUCCAUGCGGGGAGCGCAAAGGCGAACACUGUUCCUAAUGCCAGGGUCGGCGGGUCAGAUGGUCGAGCAAUAAUCACACCAGCACUCAACACCAGUGAUAAAAUUGCAGCACUUAACGACGCGAGUAUCGGCCACAGAAGGGUCAUCAAAGUCAAGUGCAACAGUCCUUGAUGAAGGGGGGGGGGGUGAGCCGUGAAUUUCCAUAGGCAUGCAGUUCCAUGUGACUGCAUUCUAUAAAUACUGCAUCCCCUUGUUCAUGAACCACCCGUAUCGCCUAUUGUUUUUGAUGAUGGAUUUGCGCAGGAAUCCGAAGCGUCAGGUGAAUACAAGCCUUGUCCCAAAGAUUGUGCAUCCUUCUUACGAUUUCUUCCUGGAAAACGUCUAUUCGCUUCUUUUGGCAAUUAAAAAACUAUUUCGUUUCCCAAAAGUAAACGCAAGCAACCCACUUGGAUAGACUCUAAUCAAGACAAACAGGAUUUUUGAGAGUUUUAAAAGAGAGAUUAUGUUUAUACACACCUUUCUGUCUCGCGUUAAAUUUUACCCACUCACAAUAAAUUCGACGAAACGUGCGUGAAAAAAACUUUAUUAAAAAAUCCUAUUAUUACGAAAAAAAUGAUGUGUUUUGGAAUGUUUCUAAGUUUAGAAAUCACUGUAAGUUAUGAACACCGAUACCGGAUUUAAACUGAAGAAAGAUAUUACUAUAGGCAUUCAGGGCUAAAUUUGAAGGUGAUCUUCUAUUUGUCAGUCAAGAAAAUGGAAAACUAACUGACUACAUUUUGCCGUAUAAAAAUAUUGGCUUUCGUUCAUGAAAGCAAUCUGAACAAGGUUGUUGGAGUGAAAGUAAACUUAUUGUGGCAAAGCACCUACUUUGUUGGGCUGAUUCAUACUUACAUUUUUUAAGAUGCCUCUUCUUGGAAAAUGGUCAAUUUACGUGCAUUCUGACUCUAUUAUACACAAGGUUUUUGACAGAUUUGACUAAGUCGUGUGACCAAAUUGUAAGUGAUUCGGCGGCCUUGUGACAUACAAGCCGAUAUGAGCAAGGGCAAUGCUUGAACAAAGCCCAGGCCCAAACCACCUGCGCUAUGCACCUCGACUAAGAGAUGCGAGUUUAAUUUCAUUUAGGUCGACCGAUCAGUACGAGCAAUUGCGACGCAUGGAAUUCGUCAAUUUUUAAACGGUAAGCUGACCAUUCCAGCAGGAUUUGCAAGCGAACGAAACAAAAUCUCCUGAUGUCUAUAGAAUGAACACUUCAUACUUCUACUACCAAAACCUCAUUGUAAAGUUGGACUGGUAGUUAUCUAGUGGAACCUGGAUUGGUUGCUUGAGGAAUUACACACAGUCAAUUAGGUUCCUGCAUAUGAAUUUGUGGAUCCCAUACGUUGCAGACAGUUUGGCGAGUACGUUGGCUGAAAAUAAAUGACAUUUACGGUUUUUGUAUUGCUUUAAGUAUUCAUAUGAUCAUGGGUGACUUCAACAUUAAACUCAUAAAAAUAUCUUGUUUGCACAAGGCACAUUCGGUUACUUGUAAUCCCAGACAUUUUAUCGCAGAGUUAAAAAUUUUGUCCCUAGUAAAGCCAUUUAGUCAUACUGCAUUGUUUUUGAAGCGUACAACGCGAAUAGUGGCCAACAGUUUACAGCCGUCUAAAUAAAGCAAUUAAACUACCGCCUUGACACACAGUGUUUGCUAAACGAAAAUUUAAAUUAGUUUCCUGAACUACAUUCGCUUCCACAGUGAUUUUGUUGCACAAACUUCUCUGGACGAAAUGCUACUCCGAAACGAUUGAAAGUCCUCCCGAACAUAAGUUUUUACAUUAUCUUGCUCGCCGACAGUCGUGCUCGGGGAUAUCUCCUUCUGCAUAUUGGUACAGUGACUACCAGCAGGGCAGGUGUUGUGGCGACAAGCGCCUCGUACAAAGUGAUUGCUGCGUAUCAACACACUCUUUCUAACUGACGCGCUUAUUGUCAUUUCACAGCCCCUGUCUGCUGUAUUCGCAGGAACGGACAACAUGAUGUGUACAGCAGACAACGACGACUGCUGUGUGCGCUCAAAUUAUUUAAUCUGAAAACCAUAAUUUAUCAGGCCACGGUCUUUUUAAUACCCUCCAAACAUAUUGCAGAUUUUUGCAAAAUCCGACCUGAGCCUCCUUUUGUUAUGUUAUAAAACGAGUUGUUCAUACCAUUACGCGUGACAAGAAAAGGGCCUAAUGGCAAAAAAGUAUUCACAUGUGUACUCUUUGUUACCAACUGUAUCUUACGCACACUGUUUCAUUCAAUGACAUUUCUAUAAAUCUCAGGUUGACCUGAGUGUGGGCGAAGAAAAGGGUAGGGGAAAAGUGACCUACAAUCCUUUUGCGGUUAUAAGGUGUCUAAAUUAUUGGAGGCAUUUUAAAGCCCCCUAAGAAGGCGGUCGUCAGUGAAUUGAAUGAUUUUCUGUCCGGAUGUAAAAAAACAUAGAAAACUCUCUUCUUAUUCCGAAAAAAUCAGUUUUUGAGGCUUAAAUUAAUACUACCCGGUAUUUUCAUAUCUAUGAGCACAAAAUGUGAUGACAUUUCAAAAUUUGAUACUACAUUUUUAGUAUUUUGGGAUUGACUAUUCCGGACAAUCAACAUUCUGAGCACUGAGCUUGAAUGUCGGCACUUAUUUUGUGUCAAAUUCUUCCGACAUGUUUCAACAGAAUUUCAGUUAACUGCUAGUGGGUCUUUUUGAUCGCAAAUCAUAUUGGUUUUUAUUUUAGGUGCGUAACAUUCAUAUUUUCAGCUUAUCCUUCCCCAGGGCUCUACAGAAAAUGUACCGAAAAAUAACAAAAACACUCACAUCUGGAAUGAUUAUCUCAUAUCUGCCUUAUGGCCAGCGCGUAGGGCCGGCGUAAAAAACUGAACAUUGUUAAAAAGGAAACCAAAAUCUGUAUUUUAAACCUGUGAUUUGGAUCACAAUCAUUUAAUCACUUAACAUGAGCACGGACGUUUACCGCAUGACAAACGGUAUUUAAACUCCUUUGAAAUUACCUGCCUAUAUAUAUGGCACCUAGACCAACACAGUAACGUGUAAACUGCUUUAUUGCCUCAGAAUGACAGGCCCACAUAUUCUCGGUAUCAUCAGUGAUCUGUUAACCCGAUGUCCUCUGUACAAAUCGGGAAUCUAAUGCCAAUUAAAAAGAAUGUUCUAGAGCUAUUGAAUAUCAUGAAAACUAUUAGCAGAUAUAACAUAAGCCUUUACAGUAAUGAUACGUCACCGUGCAACUGUAGGUUUCGCCCUUAUUCGCCUAAAUGACCUAGUCAGUUAGUCGUUUAAACGGUGGAGCUUUGAUAACAAGUAUGUUCUAUUUUACAGUCGUAUAGAAAUUUACAGAGCAGCUUCUGGUUAAUAUCUCGUCCUUGUCGACCACAGAGCUCAGUUGAACAAGUAAAUGCAGUUCAUUUUUGAAUGGCUUUUUUUGCGACGAAAAGAAAUAAGAGUAACUAAAAAGCCUUAAACCCACAGUCCAAGAUAUAUCUGUUACAAAUGGUACGUCUGCUAACGUGCGUAUGGCACGUUUAAAAAAGCAUCGACAGGCAACGAUUUUUAUACUAUUAUUCGAAUACCAGACAAUGGAUGCGCAAAAUAAGUAAGUUUAAUGGAGGGAUUGCAUUUAUACAAUCACUGCGCUCGUGGCUAAGUAAUCUAAGGCGUUGGACUUCCAAGCUUCAGGUCGCGGGAUUGAGCACCAGGCGUUCAUACCUCAAGCUUAGAUAUGACUGCCUGAUGACGACUAAUGAGUCAGAAAUGGCCAUUCCAGUCUACUUUGUCUUUGCUGGAAAUGCUAUCCUGCCUACAGUUAUCAUACAUGGAUUGACAAGGAUGGGUACCUAAGCAAGCAUAUUUUUCGGGAAGCGCUUCUUUUGGCAUGAAGAUGAAGAUAUAAUGACGGGUGAUUUAUUGUCUGAAGGUUAUUACUGACAAAGACAAGGGGGAUUGGAAUGGCCAUUUCUAGCUUGUUAGCUGUCGGCAGCCAGUCGCACCCUAUCCCGAGGUGUAGAACAACUGGAACUCGAACUCGCGACGUGUUAGUUAGAAGUUCAACGCCUCUAACCAUUGAGCCACAGGCUCGUUUUCCUGUCGGUUUAGAUCGGGAAUAUACAAUGGUGGAGGGGCACCCACCGAUCGUUUUUACGGAACCCAUUCGUUCUGUCGUGCCUUAUGGGCUCUCUUUCGAGCCCAAACAGCAGCCACACAGCGGCGCAUGAUAAAGGCAGAAUGUUAGCAACAGUGGUUGGAGGCGUUGUGCUUCUAACUAACAAGUUGCGAGAUCGAGCCUCAGGUGUUCCACAAUUCGGGGUUGGGUAUGACUGGCUGACAAAGGCUAAUGAACCAGAAAUGAGCACUCCAGUCUCCCUUGUAUCUGUCGGUAAUUACAUUUAGUUGAUUUAUCCUCCACCGUGUUUGCUUUCUUGACGGCUCCUAAAGGGACGUUGGACCGUUUACCUCUGAUUGCCUCUCCACGGUCUGAACUGAUAGGCCAGGAGCAAGGGCAAUUUUCAAAUUUAACAUUUCCGAUCUGAACUUCUCCAUUGGUCAAAAGUGACUGAAGCUACGGAGUUAAUCAAUUUACGGUUUGAAGCGUCGAAUUCAAAUUCGCAGGUCUUGUUUAGAAACAAAUGUGAGACCUUUUGAAAAUACAUAUUGUCUGAAUGUUGUCUGAUUAUUUCAUUUUACCCAACGUACUUGUUUACACACUUUUUUCGCCAAAGAAUAUUCACAUCUCAAAUUUAUUUUUACGUUGUCCCAGGUAUCUCAUUAAAAAUGUGCCAACAACAGACAGGCUAAAGACAGGCAAGUAACUCUAUAUUGCAACUGCCUCUGCUGAAGAGAAGAUAAAUGGGGUACAUUUUGUUUUGCCAAGUUGAUAAGGCACGACGCAUGCUAAUUAGUCCUCAAAGCGCAUUUGUAAGAUAUAGGUGUAUAACACUUUUACAUUGUUUUUACAUUGCAAAACCUUAAUUUCCAUCCCUGUCAUAAGGAUUUAAAACAUUCAAGAUGGGAGAAUGCUGUGUUAAUGUCUGCCUGUCAUAUUUUCUGGGAACGAGAUAAGUGAACACAGCAAACACUUACAGUAGGUGAGAUGUCUCGCGAUAUUUCAAUUGAAAAUCCGAAAUAUGUUAACGAUUCAAAAAGAUUACUUAAAAUGUAUAGAAACUUUGAAGAGGACAUGGUUUGCUAUCAAUUGAGUACAAGAAGGAAUCUUUUAUGCACUUCGAAAAAUAAAUAUUAUUUAAGGAAGUAUUUUUACAGAGUGCUGUUCUUUCCAGACGACCGAAAAGGCCAUUCAGAAACAAGUAUGUUAGCGAGACUUACAGUGCGUGACCUAUCUCAUGAAAUGUUGGCUGAAAUUCUGAAAACGUUUUCGAUUAGGAAGGAUUACUUGGUCGCGGUUGUGAUACUGAUUAUCAUAAGGCAUACUUUGAUAAAAUUUUGACUCGGCAGGAUGUCGGCUUUUAAAUGCACUUCUUUUCAAUCUCCUGUAGAAAGCGUGCUCGGUAAAACAUGACUACUUAAGUAGCAUGCAUUUUCCCAUUGAUUUUCGAUGGUCUUGCAAAUUCAAAUAUAUUUUAUAUAAAACCACAAACAAAAAUGUGCUUUCUUUUAGUCAAUCAAUAGAGAAUCACGUCUCCUUUAUAUUUUAUACUUAAGGAAGGUUAAUAGUUAGGUUUUAAAAAAGUUUCUUAUUAUAAGACUUUUUAAGACCGCGAAAUGUCCAUUCGCAUAGCAUCGUACCUGGCCGUUUACCACUGCUCCUCAUGAAAUACACAACAUGAUCCGCAUCCAUUGCAAAAUUUUAUGGACUCUGUAUAAUAUCUCUUUAAUGACAUAGAAAAAUAUAAAAUUUUCUUUACGCGGAACGCAUGCACCUUUUAGAGUGUAAUCACUGAUCGUUAAUGCAACGAAUGAUCAGGCUCCAAAUGUUUCGUCAAUUAGAAAACUUUUUUUAAACCUAAUUAUACUACUUCUUUAAGUAUAAAAUAUAAAGAAGACGUGAUUCUCUAUUGAUUGACUAAAAGAAAGCACAUUUUUGUUUGUGGUUUCUAUAAAAUAUAUUUGAAUUUCCAAGACCAGCAAAAAUCAAUGGGAAAAUGCAUGCUACUUAAGUAGUCAUGUUUUACCAAGCAUGCUUUUUACGGGAGAUUGAAAAGAAGCGCAUUUUAUAGCCGACAUCCUGCCGAGCCCAACAUUUUAUAAGAGUAUGCCUUAAGUUAAUCAGUAUCACAACCGCGACCAAGUAAUCCUUCCUAAUCGAAAACGCAUUUCAGAAUUUCAGCUAACAUUUCAUGAGAUAGGUCACGCACUGUAAAUAUUUUAGAAUUCUGCUGCAAGAUAAUUGGUAUUACAGACCUACCUAGGUAUUUAUUUCAAAUCGAAAACAUAUUUCAUAAUUCAGUUAGAAUUUUAUGUGAGCGCAUCUACUGUAUGCACUCACGGACCAAGUGGUUUAAAAGCUUACAUUUAAAAUAAAAAUUUCUUCAACGAAAUCAGAAAACACAACACUGACCAAUUCCACUUAUUCUUAAUUAUGUGUAAGGACUUAACCAGUCAGAUUACAUUUCUCUUCGGGAAGGAAUUGUCUCUUCAUAACAGCUAACACUUUGAUAGGUCUCAAUACGUUUAACUUCUCAAAAUUUAAUUCCCUAUUACCGUCAUCUUAUACCGUCAUUAAAGCUCAGAUAUUAUUGAGAAGGAAUUCAUAAACUUAAAAGUUGACGAAAUCGUUACGUAUGUGCUCUCAAGUUUUUGAUUUCGAUUUUUUGAUCCGAUCACAUGUCUCGAUUUAUAGAACUGGCGUAAUUUGCUAUAAGCAUUUAGAUAGGCCUUCAUAAUGACUUCAGUUUGUUUGUAAAUUUAUCCUACGAAGUAUUUAUAAGAAGUGGUUUUGUAAACUCUUCUAGCAAACAAUUGUAGUUGUUGCAAAAAAAUACGCCGAGGAUAUUUUCGAAAAUAAAAAACCUCACUGGUUGUACGCUCACGUGGCAAAGGAGAGUCAUUUUCAGAAAGUUAUUUUUAAACGACACCCUUUUAAUCUCCUUAUAUUAGAAUCAGUAGGCUCCAUAGGACAUCAAAAUUAUAUGACGAUGCUGAAUUCCAGAACCACGCUUGUUCAGAGUUAUAUUACAAGUUACUGAUUCCUUGCAUAUAAGCCCUCGUAGUAGUGUAUCCUCACAGAUCGCAUUAAAAGACCUGAUUUGCAUUUUGUGAGAGUUUACUGAACUGCGGCUUAAACUGUCUACUUAAACCCGUUUUAAUUGUUAUGUCCACAGUUGGAAUAUUUGCUUAGUUUGAGGGCGACAAGCAACAAUGUGUGCUGUGGUUCUUUUUGUUUGUUUGCCGCACUGUGUGGUCAUUCACAGGUUCGAGGCAGUUGCACCAUCUGUUUCUACUGAAGUCUAUUUGUCUAUACGUUGUCUGGCUAAUAUCAAUAUUUUAGACCCCUUCAGUGCAGUUAUUUAAUGUUGCCGAAUGUCAGGGCAGCAUGUAGGAAAACUAAAGUGUCAUAUUUUACACUCAUUACAUUUUUAACUCAGUGCAGUUGUGCAUUGAGGGCCGUGGGUUGAUGUGUGACCAAAAGUUGUCUCCAGAAUACUAGCACAACGAGAACUAGUUCCUUUACUUCUACUGACAGACCAGGUCCCACUUAUGACUUUCUAAUUUCACUUUUCAAUAAAUCUACAGUUACCAUUAAUUUAUGUUUGAGGAACGCCCUUUAAUGCUACACUUACUCAACAUGUGCAUGGAAAUCCGAAUUGGCCCUUGGACUCACUUGUCAAAAUUAAUAUACGAAAUAGGUGCUCGAGCUAUUGACUAUCAUUCGCGCGUUAUUCGAAGUCUGUACAAAGCCGCCUGAUGAGAAUACAGAAGACAAUAAAAUAAAAGUAAAGUAUGGGAUUCAAUACGUUUACUUCAGCCUUGCAGACCAAAUACUGCCCCGUAAAUACACGCAAAAUUUAAUAAGAGGAAGAUUAGUUUCACCUUAAACGGUAGUUUUUUAGAGGACAAAUGCUUACCCGUGGAAUACCAUUUCUUCGGGUUUGUGGUUGUUUGCUGAUGCCAUGGAGACCAGCUAUUUUGCGCCCUUUUCCGUGCUCGUGUAUCGAAGUAACCAUGCAAAAAAACAGCUGCGUGCUUUUUAACGUGAAGAAAGUUAACCUUCAGUUUCCUCGUAGCCACUUUCUAAAUCUCUCGCCAUUGACAGCGUUUCACAUCGAAAUAAUUUGUACGCCAUCUCUCUAAAAAUCCCCGUGAAGAUUGUUUGGCAUUCUAGUACGUAUAUUUUUUCUCGAACGAAAUUUGUUCGAUUUGCUAAACAGUUAAUGAUCAGUAAAUAGCACCCAGACCAGUGAACGUAUGCGAUGAAAUGACAAAUAAGUAGCUAAGCAAACGAAAUGCCGUCAGGUACCUGGACGCUUACAGUAUGCGUAUGUUUUUAUAGAAUAUUCGAGAUGGAGGCGCCUAGUUUAGGCGAUUAAUUAGGACACGUUUACAUCAUCAAAUAAACCUCCGGAUAAGUGGUUUUUAUCCGGAGCAAUCACAGGUUCUGCAUUGGGUUCUUCGGCAAAGACAGAAGCGGGUUGGAACAUGGAAACUACCGUUGUCUCCAUCUCGGAAAGACCUUUCGGCCCACACGUACACGGUAGGCUACGCGGACAAUUUUCUACGCGUCAAAAAACUUGCUUUGUUUUCACCAGAUUUGUGAUGCGUUAUUGCUCUCCUUGAUUCGCCUCAUAACGACGUGUGGGUUGUUUCUUUUCUGGGCAAGUGAGGACUCCUCUAGCUAACAGACUUUUUCUCGAUGGGAGGCGUUCAGGGCAAUACUGCAUAGGAAAGUUAUAUGUGAUGGCCUCCUGUUGCAACGCAGGGCACCUAAAAUAGGUCACUCAUUAACAAUGAAUGUGCGUUAGCAGCUGAGACUUAUGCUUUUAGGCGCAGGGCCGAAUCGUGCCAAAAAUAAACACUUCAGAUGAUGUGUUGACAGAUGUGAGGGUGGAUCCCUUUAGCAGUCAGGCAUCAUGGCAUAGGUCUCAGAACAACAUCGCAAGUGUUGGCCUUCCUGUCUGCUGCAGUUUUUCUGGUGAUUAUAUCAUUUUAAUCAAGGCAAAAUCAACAAAACAUGCAGGACAAAAUUUACUGAUCAGUUCUCCAUUGGUGUACGGCUAUUGCGUAUUUAUGAGAUAAGAUAAACUUUUUCAGCCAGAGAUCGACUUAGAGAGAUAACACGUGAUAGGUACAUAAAACAUAGACGGUUGUGUAAGAUGUGGUUUGGUUGCCCCACCUCAUGGGCACAAUACUGAUGGGUUUGGAGCUAAGGGUUUGGGUUAUGGUCAGGGGUCAUGGCUCGGGGUUAUGGCUAGGAGUUAUGGAAAGAGGUUAGGGUUAAAAGCCAGGGUUAAGGGGCAGGGGUUGAAUUAGGGGUUAUAGUUAGAGGUUAGGGUUAGGCGUUAGGACAACUAUUUUUUAGCCAUUCAGAGUACAAUCGCACAUACAGCUACUUCACCUCGCUGCCUGUGCGUUCCCCGGCCCCACCUGCAAAAACCCCUAUUGCCGCCGGUCCCGUAUUAGAUGUGACUGGGGUUUGUUUACUUGAGUUGGGGAUACAUAACCGCAUCCGACCGACGGUUGGUCUGAUACGCGGGAGCGCAUGGCGCGGGAGAAGGGGGAGGGAAGUUAUCUAAGCAAGCGAGUUCAGAUUACAGUGAAAACCUGCCAGACGUGAUUAAAACUUCGACGCCCGGGUCAGCGGUCAGUCAUGCAGGUGGAGGAAGAGGACGGAUAUGCCAUUGGGGUUACGUCCAAUAUAAAUCCCCACUAUGGCCGUGAGAGGCUGAUCACGUGAUCCACCCGCGUACGGGGUUCUUGUCUUCGCCUUCAUAACACAGCGGCCUCUGCAAAGUGCAUUGACUGGGUCCAACACAUGGCCUUUUCCCAUUAGGUGCUUCAUAACUGAAGUCUUGGGCACCUAAUUUACCGCCUUUAACAGUUAAUUCGGACGUGUUUAUUUGACCGAUCUUCAACUGCCUUUUGCGUGCUACCAAUGUAUCCGCACACGCAGAUGCAUUUAAAUCAUAAAACAGUUUGAUGUGACGUUAUAGGCAGAAUGUCCUUGGUUGGUCUAACUGCAGUAGCCGCUGUAGUGCCGUUUAACAACAUUUGAACUGAUUAGCUAAUUAAUUUUAAUUAGCGUCCCAAAAUAAAUUUCAGUAAACACCACAACAAUUUUGUCGUUCAUCUGUCUUGGAGCCGUCCGGUUCAUUACCGUUUUACAAAGGCACGUUGGAGGGUCUAAAGUUCGAGAUUACCGAGAUCACAAAUAAAGGAAGAUAGUGUUAUUAGUAAAGUUUUACUGAGGGGAAAGAGCAUGCAUGCGUACCAGCUGGAAGGUGCACCAAACGUUCCCUUCGGCCGGAUGGUACUCAUUGAGUUUGUUCGUACCGGCGCGGGGCGCAUGCCUGCUUCUGAACUUUGUCCGCCUGCUACCAGUCAGUGAGUCGACUGGGGUCAAACUUCCAAAACGACAAGAGUAAAUUACGUGCGACUCAUGCGAAUGAUUGACAGUGGGUGAUAGAUGGACUGAAGAAGACAGGAGUGAUCGGCGGCGCUGGCGAUCGCGCCAGCGGGCUGCCGCACAAAUCCCCACAUCCGGCGGAUGUCUGUGUGCAGACCGUGAUCACUUACAUUCACCUGACUCAUGGUUGCCCACCAAUAACCAGACGUACGGAAAACUAAUGUCAGAGCUCGCGAACGUGUACAACUACUAGAAGAAGGAAACAAACUUAGUGCGAAUAAUAAACUGGAGAUAGGGAAAUCGGAAAGCGCGACAUGUCUAAAUAAAACAGUUCUUGGAAUGAUGAAAUCUGUACGUCGGAGGAUCUCCGCAAACAUCUAUUGAACACGAAAAUGUGUCCAAAAAGGACGUGAUAAACGCUGAUAAUUACCAUCAGCGUUUUGGGUAUCGUUUUAUAAAGUAUCAUCCUCGUCUCAGUUGUAUUCUUAGAACGUAAAUAUGAUGAUCAAGUGAAAGUCAAGGGCAAGGUUCUGUCAAAAGUUUUGGCACUCUUACAUUGACGAGGUUGUUGGAGACGGAAGGGUGGGCAGUCGCUUUUUGUGGGUUGAAUAAAAUUGUCUGCGCCCGACUCCUUGCUAUGCUGUCACAAUGCGUUCUUCAAAAAUAUUUGAAGAUUGUGCUGAAAUUUCUCCUAUCGUAUUUUCACAACUCUUUAUCAUACUGUGUUUGAACAAAUUGAGGCAACUUCGCUCUUACUAAAACACUGACUUUCUAAAACGAUAACCAGCUUUAAAACUUCCGAAAAAUCCCAUUGUGGCAUAAAUAUUUUGAAAUGGACCACGGAGAUGAUAAAAUUUUACUUUGAGUAAGGCAUAUAUGCUUGAGGAUACCUCCGGAAAACAAUCACCAAUUGCAGCCCCUACAUUUUAUCCAAAUUCAUCGAAUUUUUAUCGGUAUUGUCAAUCAUUUACUACCGCAAAAGAAAUUCGGAAAAGGUAAAGUCAUUGCUUAUUUGCAAACGUGCAAGACGGCCAUUCUCCCAGCUCGCUAUAGCCUACUUUUUAUGCAUUUAACAGAUUAAAAUAGUUUGAACAGUGAAUGAAUGCAAUCAAAACAUCGAAACAUGAGACACGACCAUUGUUGCUGCAGCAUUCGGUUAAACUUAGUCCGCAACGGGAUUCGAACGUUACAGAUGUUUGCCACAAACUAAAACAGGCCUGCACACAGUACCUUUCAGAGAUUGAGGCGACUGACCAAAAAUAUAAAUUAAUUUUCCACGACUAGUAAAUUGAGAUAGGAUAAUUCUACCGCUUUACAGGAUGUGACCUAUUACUUUGCAUAACACAGAAUAAGACUGUGCUAUUGGGUACAAUCCAACUUCGUCAUGUGAAUAUGCAAAACAGCAUCAUGGCCUUUCCAUCAGUGCCUUUUGCGAAAUAAAAAGUAUAGAAGGACAAUGAUUCUACCUGUGUAAUUGUCUAUCAUGCCUACGACGCAAAUACUAGCUAAAGGCCCAGUCAAUCCUGUUUCGCCAAUCUUGUGCGCCGCCUGAUGCAGCUGCCAGGGAUUCAGCUCAGCUGUGGAUUUUCCAGUCUCCAGUGUUUUCUGGUAUAUUAACUCUAGUAACAGAAACCACGCGGAGAAGGUUGGGGGACGCGAUGAUGAGCCGAACCCCUCGCCGUUGCGUCAGGCAGCGACAUAAGAUUGGCGAAACACGCCUGGCUGGGCUUUUAACUACUUUCUGUUUGUCAGUUUGGCAAAUAAUUACACAACUGUAUGUUACUGGCUACCUGUUGGCUGUUUUUGAGUCUUACGCGGUUAUUCUGCAGCAGCUGACUGAUUUCAACUCAAAUAUUUCUAUUAACCCUCGGGCCGUGCCUGAAAAGGUCUGUUUUGAAGACUUUACUCCAUGUUCGCGCAUUAAGUUCCUCGGAAAUAAAGCAAAGCAAUGGUUCUAUUUGUUGUGGUUCUUCAGCUAAUUAGCAUUGAAGUUGAAAAGAUCUGCAGAAAUCCGAUAUUUGCUUUGGUAUCCUUCUGCAAGAAAGCUACUUAUAAUAAGGCGGCAUGAUUUUAGUAAAUAUACUUGCUCUCCUUAUCAUAAAACGUUAGAAUUGGCGGUCGGAAGUCAGUUAGUUUACUUUGCAGGACUCAACACCACGCUCUGUUUACGAGAAAUGGACUGACAGCGGCGCCGAACUCUCACAGAACUCCUUAUGAAAAUUUAAUGCAAUAGUCAUUCAGGGUCCUUUGUCGCAUGGAGCCCUCUCGCAGAAGAGAAUUUUCCUAAUCCUUUGUGACGUGUAAAGUCACUUAUGCCAAGAGGUGUGCAUAAUUUAUGCUGAAGUCCGACUCUUCCUCCAUGGCUAGCAUCUUCGACAUCGGCUUCAUAGUUCGGCGGUGUAGUCAGUAAAUAACAAGGAGAAUAGACGGUAAACAUCUGCUUCUUCAGGAAACCAUCCUGAGGACAAAAAAAUUUUGCCAGUUUUUCCUGCCCAUUAAUUGUCUAUUCUUGCAUUGGAAAGGCCCUAGAUUUCGAGCGAAACCCAUCACCCACCAAAGCGACGGCAAAGGCUGGGAGGCCUUCACACAUUGCAAUCCCGAAAAUCGAUUCCCUCCUGAGACCUCCAUCUAUAGGAGCGACUUUCUACCCGGUGGUGGUAGGACGUCCAGUACUGCAGCAGAUGGAGGCAGCUGUCCGGCAGAAAUUCGUCCAAAGUCUCAACUCGUGGGUUCUACAAGUGAUCUGUCGGAGUACCAAAGCAACUACCACACCUGGUUUACUCUGCCUGCCCUGACUGAGACAAUGGAACGUUCGGGUGACUCCUGGAGACCCAAGCCUGCUGUCUACGUUGCCGAAGAUGCCGCCAGGAAAGAGCCCAUGGCCACCGCCACAAGUUACAACUCGGAAUAUGUGAAGCUGCCGAUUCUGCGUCGAAGAGAGUCGGGUGCAGCAAAUUUGGAGUCCACUAUAACUCGGUUGCGCAUUCUCAACGGUGGUGAGAGCGGGAAGGAAUUGAAGCCCCCCAAAAGCCUCUACAUGGAUACUUAUGUCGGACAGAGAGGUGCAGACAACUGGGCCUACCGCCGGGUACGGCAGCAUCCCAGUGCCGUUGCACAAACUGUGGCCCACGGAGCUGAGGAUGGGGACUACUGGCGGCGAGUCUUUAAGACUGAAUUUCCUCUGAACCCCAGUGCUGUGUACUUUGAUGCACAGCAGGCAACUGAGCCUGACGAAUGA